AUGGCUGCCAAUAAAGAUGAAUUCUCCGUCAAGCAAAUCUUUCCAAAGCUGGGAGGAGAAAGAGGAGCUCGAAACCCUCGUUACGGUCCAACUUCUUCACACGACCUCGUCGAACAGAUGGAGUUUCUUUACGUACAAGUAAUCCAAGCCAUCAACAACUCUGUUGUAAACCCUAGUGCCCGCAUAUGUUGCCCCGUCGUCGAAAUCACUCUCGGGAACUACAAAUCCUCUACCAAAAAUCUGCCAAUGGGACCAAAUAUGGAUUGGAACCAAGUCUUUGCUUUCGACAAAUCCAAAGGUGAUGUCUUGUCGGUUACUCUUAAAGACGGUCCGACCAAUACCGUAAUCAACAAGCGCAACUUCAAGCUGGCCUCGGAAAUUCCGACUAGGGUUCCUCCCGAUGCAAGAAUCGCACCGCAGUGGUACUCUAUGCAUAAUACCGAAACCGACUUUUACAUGGAGUUGCUGAUGUCAGUUUGGUUCGGUACACAAGUUGAUGAGGUUUAUCCAGAGGCUUGGUUUUCAGACGCCUGUGAAGUGUGUGCCUCUCGCGUGAUCAACACGCGACCUAAGGUCUACCUAGCCCCAAGGCUCUGUUAUGUUAGGGUUACGAUUGUUUCAGGUCAUGAUUUGAUUUCCAAGGAUAAAAACAAGACUCCUUCGGUUUAUGUGACAGCUACUCUAGGUAAAGUCGCUCUAAAAACGAAAGUUUCUUCCGGUACAAACCCGUCAUGGAACCAAGAUCUAAUCUUUGUUGCAUCAGAGCCGUUAGAAGGAACUGUCUACAUUAGGUUAAUCGACAGAGAAGACGAACAACACGAAGGAUGCAUAGGGACGUUGAAGAAGAAGCUGACAGAGAUGACUCCGCUCAAAGUUCCAAGUUCCGCACCGGCUUUGUUCUACGACAUUGAAAUGCCGACUGAAGUCAAACCGGCUGGCGAUUCGAGGAGGUUCGCUAGCAGACUCAAGAUGAAACUAGCCACUGAUCAAGCUUAUCACGUCGCCGAGGAAUGCACCCAAUACUCGAGCGACAAUAGAGCUUUUGUAAAAGGGUUAUGGCCCGGUCUGCUCGGGAAAUUAGAAAUCGGGAUCUUGGGAGCAACCGGUUUAAAGGGAAGCGACGAGAAAAAACAGACUAUCGACAGUUACGUAGUGGCUAAAUACGGGAAUAAAUGGGCCAGGACUCGAACCGUGGUUAAUAGUGUCUCACCCAAGUGGAACGAGCAGUAUUCGUGGGAUGUUUACGAGAAGUGUACGGUGUUAACCCUUGGAAUCUACGAUAAUCGACAAAUCUUGGAGGACAAGAAUAAGGCGAACGAUGUUCCGAUCGGGAAAGUGAGGAUUCCAUUGAACCGGGUACAAAGUGACUGGAUUUACACUUGCUCGUAUCCUAUUCUGAAGUUGGGAAGCAGCGGACUGAAGAAGAUGGGAGAGCUUCAGCUAGCAGUUCGUUUUGUUUAUGUUGCGCAAGGGUAUGCACGGUAUUCAGCUCCUUUCCGUUGGAUGUUACCGAAAGCUCAUUACAAAUCUCCAUUGUCCAUGUAUCAGAUCGACAAGUUGAGAGCACAAGCUGUUGAGAUUAAUUGUGCGAAUCUUGCGAGAACAGAGCCGGCUUUGAGAAGCGAAGUUGUGUCAGAUAUGUUGAAACCAAAGAGUAGGAACUUCAGUAUAAGAAUAUCCAAAGAUAAUUUUGAUAGGCUUUAUACAGUCGUUAAGAUGGUCUUGUGGUGUGUUUCGGUCAUUGCAUCGGUCAGAUCCACGACAGCCUGUACUCCGAAAUUCAUUGCGCUUGGAGUCAGUUUUGUGUUUCUUUUUUGGGAGUACUACAUAUAUUGGUUGGUGACUUCGUGGCUAGUUGCGUAUUGCAUUGUGCUUUGCAUUGUGGUUAUACUUUUACGGGAAAUCCUCAAGUCCCCGAGGCAAACAUAUAACUGGUUGUUUUAUCGGAACGUCACUCCGCCUCCUUUGAUUCUCGUCGAUUUGAAGCUACGGAAACUUGACUCGAUCAACCUAGACGAGUUAGCCGAAGAGUUUGACUCGUUUCCGUCGUCGGAGAACGAUUUGAACAUUCUUAGGAUGAGGUACGAUAGGUUGAGGAAGAUUAUGGAGAACGUCAUGUUAUUAAUGGGGGAUGCUGCUACACAAGGCGAACGGUUACUAGCGGCUUUUACGUUGCUUGAGCGGCCAUUCGUUUUGAUUAUCUUAUUGGCCCUCUGUUAUUGCUCCAUGCUCGUCGUUUGCCUUGGUUGGGAUCUACAUGUUCGUAAGUGUUUGAUUUUCGUAUUUAUUUGCUACUGGGUGCAACUACCGUGGUUCCGCAAUAAUUUACCCGAUGGGAGCCUCAACUUCUUCCGAAGAUUGCCGAGCAACGAAGACCUCAUGUUCUGA
This is a messenger RNA of Arabidopsis thaliana (thale cress), 2388 nucleotides long. RefSeq names its product Ca2+dependent plant phosphoribosyltransferase family protein. Gene Ontology annotation, cellular component: endoplasmic reticulum membrane. Lineage: Eukaryota; Viridiplantae; Streptophyta; Magnoliopsida; Brassicales; Brassicaceae. The coding region runs from base 1 to 2388 and encodes 795 amino acids. The record is from RefSeq and is marked reviewed. The transcript has a single exon.